This is a messenger RNA of Phytophthora infestans T30-4, 2391 nucleotides long. RefSeq lists its product as uncharacterized. The coding region runs from base 1 to 2391 and encodes 796 amino acids. NCBI's taxonomy places the organism in Eukaryota, Oomycota, Peronosporomycetes, Peronosporales, Peronosporaceae. Gene Ontology annotation, molecular function: metallopeptidase activity. The record is from RefSeq and is a predicted model, not a curated record. The transcript has 3 exons.
AUGGCCAAAGUGGUUGAUUCACCUCGUUUCCGGAUUGAUUCCGAAAGCGAAGAUGAAGUUGACAUCGAGCUUGGAACACCGCGUGAUACAGUAGUAGAAAGCUCAGAUGACCAAACCUCGGAGCACGAUACAGCGGCCCUUCUCGAUACUGAUCGAAGAAGAAGACAAGUAAAAAAAGCUUCUCUGACCGUGCUCUUCCUUUUGCUUGUGGGGGUAAGCAUCGGACUGGCUGCUCGUUUUUCGCGAGAUCAUUCCAAAGUCCAAAACGGACAUGUGGUGCCCUUCUUUGAUGUGCAGUUCUACCCGGGUGAGAGAGCUAUCUUCGUCAUCAGCAAAGAGCACUGGAAUUCUUCAUUUAUUGUGUAUCCGACUGUUGUGAAGCGUGCUGCUCCUGUGAUUACUGGCGUAGAAAGAGGUGGCAUCUUGCUGGAAACCAACGAUUUCGUUUUCCACUUCGAGUUCUCUGCUGACGGGCGGCAUUUGCAGCUUGUACAGGAAUACCAUUACGCUAGUCUGCACGGAGACAAAGCCGAUGAACUCCAGCAAAUAUUUGACGAUAGUCAGUGGCCAGGAUUCAAUACUAAAGUGCCUAUUUACGCGGAGACGGACGACGCGUAUUACAUUCCGUCAGAUCUAUUCCUCUCGAACGGAUUCUUCGUGUCGUCUGUCUUGGCUUCGUCUGAUUUCACGGCGCUCGAUGGCCCGUCAGAGUCUUUUGCUCGCAACACAAUGCUCUUUGUCGAGUAUGAGCUUCCCUCUGGAGUCAUGGAGGUCAACUAUGCCAUUGGUUUAUUACCAGACGAGAUCAUGCCGCAGCGAGUGGCAGAUGAUCGAGUGGGUUAUUUUUCCAAACGAUACAGUCAGUACAGUCUGACUGAUCAAGAGAUCAGCGACGGCAAUGGCUACCAUCGAUGGGAUCCUCAGAUGACCGUCAUUCAUCGUCGAAAACUCGAGCUGGACAGCUCUGGAAAAACGACGAAAAACCCAAUCACGUACUAUAUCGAUCCAUCCGUACCGAAGGAAUGGAGAGAAGCCUUUGCUACUGGUGUGAAAGCCUGGAACCCUGCUUUUGAGAGAAUUGGUUUCCCGAAUGCAAUUCGUGCAGUGCUUCCAGGAGACAGCGACUGGCCGAGUGAUUACCGGCUUGGAGAUCUUCGGUACAACAGCAUCUCGGUUAUGAUAUCGGAGCAGACUUACGCUUACGGCCCUUCUAUUACUGACCCGCGAUCUGGGGAGAUCUUGCACAGCGAUAUUGUCUUCGAAUAUGGGUUUUUCAAUGAAGUGAUGUUCAGUUUCGACAUGAAAUCACUAGUAGACCCACCACGAGCCCGAAGUGAACAUAGUAACGGAGACAACGCAAAAGUAUUGAAAGCAAACGCGCAGUUCCAACACACUCGCACAGGUCAAAGUCGGUCUUGUGGACUCGCUCAUGAAGACCAGCACAAAGCUGAUUGGAUGAUGCUGAGCUCAGUCACUGGAGAUGAACAGGGCUUCGUUCCUAAAAGACUUGUCGCCCAACACUUUGCUGAUAUUGUCAUGCACGAAGUGGGCCACACUCUCGGUUUACGUCACAACUUUGCCGGCUCAUCAGCUUAUUUACGUGACCAGCUACGAGACCCUGCAUUCGUUGCCGAACACGGAUUAUCGACAUCGAUCAUGGAUUAUUUGCCGGUGAAUAUCUUCUCGGAUCUGACUAAGGACGAAGCGAAAAAUCAUGGUUUCUUUAUGACUACAAUCGGAGCUUACGACUAUGCUGCAAUCGCCUACGGCUACUCAAUUAUUUCUGACGAGACCCCUGGCUACAAACAUCCUCGUUUGUCUGAACUGGCAGCAAAUGCACCACUGUUUCUUACUGAUGAAACUGUGGACUACAUGCUGAACCCUUAUGCUCAGCGCUUCGACUUGUCUUCCGACCCAGUGGACUACGCAGCUGAUCGUCUUAAGUUCGUCCAAAACGCGCGAAGUUCUAACGCUGCGCUUAAUAAAAUACCAGAUGACGCCUCGUGGACCACUCUAUGGCAGCGCGAAAUUGUAUACCUGCGACUACUGGAGCAAGCCAUUGACAUCGUUCGACCGGUUCUUGGAGGAGUGAACAUCACUCAUGCACACCGUGGUAAGGAUGGAGGCGCUUACAAUGCUACAUUCGUGUCCAAAGAAACUCAACUUCAGGCUCUUAAGGUGCUUCUGCGCAUAGUAGAAGCGGAAAAGGGGCUAUUCCCUGAGCCGAAAGACUACAACUCCUUCGUGGAGGUAGUUGGCUAUGAUGACGAGGACUGUAACGAGUCAACUCUGGAUUAUGCUUGUCUUGGACGAGGACUAGUGGAUGUUGGCGCCUACGUUCUUCGCUACAGCAAGAUGUUCAGAGUCCUUUGGCACUGGAUGAGCUGCUGA